AUGAACGAAGUGCCCGGACCUGUAAUAGCAGUGCACGGACCUGUAAUAGUGCACGGACCUGUAAUAGCAGUGCCCGGACCUGUAAUAGCAGUGCCCGGACCUGUAAUAGCAGUGCACGGACCUGUAAUAGCAGUGCCCGGACCUGUAAUAGCAGUGCCCGGACCUGUAAUAGCAGUGCCCGGACCUGUAAUAGCAGUGCACGGACCUGUAAUAGCAGUGCCCGGACCUGUAAUAGCAGUGCACGGACCUGUAAUAGCAGUGCCCGGACCUGUAAUAGCAGUGCCCGGACCUGUAAUAGCAGUGCACGGACCUGUAAUAGCAGUGCCCGGACCUGUAAUAGCAGUGCACGGACCUGUAAUAGCAGUGCCCGGACCUGUAAUAGCAGUGCCCGGACCUGUAAUAGCAGUGCCCGGACCUGUAAUAGCAGUGCACGGACCUGUAAUAGCAGUGCCCGGACCUGUAAUAGCAGUGCACGGACCUGUAAUAGCAGUGCACGGACCUGUAAUAGCAGUGCACGGACCUGUAAUAGCAGUGCCCGGACCUGUAAUAGCAGUGCCCGGACCUGUAAUAGCAGUGCACGGACCUGUAAUAGCAGUGCACGGACCUGUAAUAGCAGUGCCCGGACCUGUAAUAGCAGUGCCCGGACCUGUAAUAGCAGUGCACGGACCUGUAAUAGCAGUGCACGGACCUAUAAUCGCAGAGCACGGACCUAUAAUCGCAGAGCACGGACCUAUAAUCGCAGUGCCCGGACCUGUAAUAGCAGUGCACGGACCUAUAAUCACAGUGCACUGA
This is a messenger RNA of Procambarus clarkii (red swamp crayfish), 792 nucleotides long. Its product is annotated as protein SON-like. NCBI's taxonomy places the organism in Eukaryota, Metazoa, Arthropoda, Malacostraca, Decapoda, Cambaridae. The record is from RefSeq and is a predicted model, not a curated record.